Molecule: messenger RNA, 1778 nt
Organism: Phalacrocorax carbo (great cormorant)
Lineage: Eukaryota; Metazoa; Chordata; Aves; Suliformes; Phalacrocoracidae
Source: RefSeq, a predicted model, not a curated record
CAGCAGGAAACACGUGCAAAUGCAAACAAAGCCGGGGGCAGGCCCUUUGCACCCUGCAGUGGGGCGAGGUGGGGUGCCCCCGAGUUGGCCAGGAGCAAAUGGGCACACCCUGACAUAUUUGCAUCCAUGUCUGAGGCAUGACUCCAAAGGCCCAGGGAAAGCAAGAAUGUUGAAGAAAAUCCAGAUAUGCCUCUGCUUCUUCUUUGUCUCAGGAAUUUUGUAUGAGAUCUCCCUGCUGUCCAGCUGCUGCUCCUCCUAUAUGCCUAUGCCCAAGCACUUCCUGACACCUGAGCAGGUCUUGAACCUCGGCAAAAGCAUCAUCUUUCUGGAGACAACAGAUCGCCUGGAGCCGCCCCCGCUGGUGUGCUGCUCCGUGGAGUCUGCUGCCAGGAUUUACCAGGACCGGCCUAUCAUCCUUUUCAUGAAGGGUCUUACAAACGACACGGCAUUGGUCUUGAACUCCAGCUAUGCAGCCUUCUCACUUUUGUCUUCUAUGAAGAAUGUCUUCAUUUUUCCUCUCCAGAUGGAAACUGUCUUCCAGGAGACCCCUCUGCUCCAGUGGUACAACCAGGUAGUCCCGGAGCACGAGAAGAACUGGGUCCACAUCAGCUCUGAUGCUAGCAGACUGGCACUCAUUUGGAAGUAUGGAGGCAUCUACAUGGACACAGAUGUCAUCUCCAUCAGGCCCAUCCCUGAGGAAAGCUUCCUUGCAGCACAGAGGUCGCAGUUCUCCAGCAACGGGAUCUUUGGCUUCCCUGCCUAUCACAAAUUUAUUUGGGACUGCAUGGAGAACUUUGUUCUCAAGUACAAUGGGAACAUCUGGGGAAACCAGGGGCCCUUUUUAAUGACAAGGAUGCUUAAAGCUAUCUGCAAUCUCACAGAUUUCAAAGGCACCGAGGACCACAGGUGUCAGAACAUCUCCUUCCUCAAUCCCCAGCGCUUCUACCCCAUACCGUACCGAGCCUGGGGCCGGUACUACAAGGUGUGGGACAAAAGCCCCAAUUUCAACCACUCCUACGCACUGCACUUAUGGAACUUUAUGAACCGCAACCGGAAAACCGUGGUUGCAGGCAGCAACACACUGGCUGAAAAACUGUACAAAGCCUACUGCCCCACUACAUAUGAGGACCUGAUCCAAAAUGCAGAGCUGAAGGACUUCACACACUCUGAGGAUGCUGCAUGAGAUGGUGUGAGGAGGAGGGGGGUGAUCCUUCCAGCCCUCCCUGUCCUGGGCCCAAAACACAGUCACCACUGGUGUCAGUAGCUGGCUUUGUAGGAGGAAGAAAGACCUUUUCAUAAUCACCAUCCCUACUCCAUUGGGACACUAAGGAGCAUGUGCAGAAUGGUGGUGGGUAUUCAUCGGACAUAGCCUCCAGCAACACUAAGGACACCUUUACUGAGUUCUGUUUCCUUAGAGGUACUCAUGAACCAAACCUUCCUGAAUCAAACAGACUUACAGGCCUUACUGGUGAGCUUUUCCAAGGGCGAAGUUCCUAAAAGGAUGCAUGGCCUCCUGGGAGGAAUUUAAUCUCUGCACCUUUUGGCACUAUUGGCAGCUACCCAUGUCAGAAAAGCCACAAACACAGAGUUGAGGCUUUAGACUGGGUUCAAGCCUCUGAGGCAAGUGUAGGGCAAAGGAUGGAUGACAGUAAUUGCUAAUGAAGAGAAGCCCAAACCACUGUCUUUUCAUUAAUCUGUGUUUUUCUCACAUGGAAUUUACACCCUACAUUUUUGAGAGGGACCUUACCAGUGCAAGUGAAAAUAAAAUGGUUAAUAAA